AUGAACCAGGUAAAUAACGAAUACUCUAUCUCGGAGCGAACACAUACAUAUCGUCGUAGGUCCUUCUCUGACCGCGAUGAGCGCAAGAAUCACACUGCACGUCAUCGCCACCAUCAUUCGCCGCCUCCACCUCAUACACACCAUCAGCCUGUAAUGAAAUUUAAUGCAGAUUUUUGGAAGCAGGAUUUCAAGCGGAAUGUCAUGAACGCUCUGUUCAGAGAAGAACGGUUUAAAGAGUUUCAGAAACGACGAUGCUUAGACCAAGUAAUGGAUGUCGAUGAUGACGACGACGAGUGGCUAGAACAGCAAAAGUUAAUUCAUAACAUAGUACAAAAUCAGUGGUCCACGCAGCAAUCGACUUUCGAUGGGAUGUAUCCAAUGAACAUUCCUAAUGGACUUGAGGCACAGCAACAACAACUAAUACUACAACAGCAGGCAGCUUACGUAGAGCACCUGCCGACAGAGAUUGCACAGGCAGUAGUUGAGAAGAAGUUGCCACCAGAAUUUUAUACGUACCGACAGAACAAUUCGCAAAACAGAUUAUUUGAUUGA
Messenger RNA from Paraglomus brasilianum, 552 nucleotides. Lineage: Eukaryota; Fungi; Glomeromycota; Glomeromycetes; Paraglomerales; Paraglomeraceae. The record is from the annotation of a GenBank genome assembly.